GGGUCGCCCCCGCCGCGCCCGCCCUCCCUCCCGCGAUGCGGCGCUGAAGCCCAGCAUGGCCGGCCCGGGCCCCACCUUCCCGCUGCACCGGCUCGUCUGGGCGAACCGGCACCGCGAACUGGAGGCCGCGCUGCACAGCCGCCAGCACGACAUUGAACAGGAGGACCCCCGGGGGCGCACUCCCCUGGAGCUGGCUGUGUCCCUGGGGAACCUGGAGUCCGUGAGAGUCCUCCUUCGACACAAUGCCAAUGUGGGCAAAGAGAGCUGCCAGGGCUGGGCAGUCCUGCAGGAGGCAGUCAGCACUGGGGACCCCGAGAUGGUACAGCUGGUGCUCCAGUAUCGGGACUACCAGAGGGCCACACAGAGGCUGGCUGGCAUUCCAGAACUACUCAACAAACUCCGCCAGGCUCCCGAUUUCUACGUGGAGAUGAAGUGGGAGUUCACCAGCUGGGUGCCUCUCGUGUCCAAGAUGUGCCCGAGUGACGUGUACCGAGUGUGGAAGCGGGGGGAGAGCCUGCGGGUGGACACCAGUCUGCUGGGCUUCGAGCACAUGACCUGGCAGCGCGGCAGGAGGAGCUUUAUCUUCAAGGGCCGGGAGGCAGGAGCCUUGGUGAUGGAAGUGGACCACGACCGGCAGGUGGUGCACACCGAGACGCUGGGGCUCGCCCUGCACGAGCCGGAAGCGCUGCUGGCCGCCAUGCGACCCAGCGAGGAGCACGUGGCCAGCCGGCUCACCUCUCCUAUCGUCUCCACCCACCUGGACACGCGCAAUGUGGCCUUCGAGAGGAACAAAUGUGGUAUCUGGGGCUGGCGGUCUGAGAAGAUGGAAACCGUUAGCGGCUACGAGGCCAAGGUAUACAGUGCCACCAACGUGGAGCUGGUGACACGCACCCGCACGGAGCACCUCUCGGACCAGGACAAGUCGAGGAGCAAAGGAGGGAAGACUCCGUUCCAGUCCUUCCUCGGGAUGGCCCAGCAGCACUCCUCCCACAGCGGGGCUUCUGUGCAACAGGCCGCCAGCCCCACCAACCCCACAGCCAUUUCCCCCAGUGAAUACUUCGAUCCCAACUUCAGCCUGGAGUCGAGAAACAUCGGCCGCCCCAUUGAGAUGUCCAGCAAAGUGCAGAGGUUCAAGGCCACACUGUGGCUGAGUGAGGAGCACCCACUCUCCCUGGGUGACCAGGUGACACCCAUCAUUGACCUGAUGGCCAUCAGCAAUGCCCACUUUGCCAAGCUGCGUGACUUCAUCACCCUGCGCCUCCCCCCUGGCUUCCCGGUCAAGAUUGAGAUUCCCCUCUUCCACGUGCUCAACGCCCGCAUCACCUUCAGCAACCUGUGUGGCUGCGACGAGCCCCUGAGCUCCGUGUGGGUGCCGGCCUCCGGCUCCGGCGGCCCGGGAUCAGGGAGCCCUUUCCCGUGCGAGGUGGACCCCGCCGUGUUCGAGGUGCCCGAGGGGUACAGCGUGCUGGGCGCGGAGCGCAGGGAGCCCCUCCGCGACGAGGACGACGACCUGCUGCAGUUUGCCAUCCGGCAGAGCCUGCUGGAGGCGGGCGCGGAGGCCGAGCAGGUGACCGUCUGGGAAGCGCUGACCAACACCCGGCCCGGGGCUCCUGCCCAGGCCGCCGCUUACGAGGAGCAGCUUCAGCUGGAGCGGGCCCUCCAAGAAAGCCUGCGGAUGUCCACAGAGCCCAGUGGCCCAGAAUCCCCUCACAGGACAGCCCUGGCCCCGGCACCCUCAAGCUUUGAGGAACAGCUUCGCCUGGCCCUGGAGUUGUCCUCGAGGGAGCAGGAGGAGCUGGAACGACGGGGCCAGCAGGAGGAGGAGGACUUAGAGAGGAUCCUGCAGCUCUCGCUCACCGAGCACUGAGCCCCGAGCCCCUGGGAGGGCUGUCUGGGCUGCUCCCCACCUGCUUUUGUAACUUAUUUAUUUACAAACUCUCUGCUGCUGAGCUUGGGGCCUGGAGCCCUGGAGGUGGGCCUGCAGUGGAGACCUAGGUGGAAAUAAAGAGACUUUCAGCAGCA
Molecule: messenger RNA, 2022 nt
Organism: Neogale vison (American mink)
Lineage: Eukaryota; Metazoa; Chordata; Mammalia; Carnivora; Mustelidae
Gene: ANKRD13D
Product: ankyrin repeat domain 13D
Exons: 15
Coding region: 56-1867 (603 amino acids)
Cellular component (GO): cytoplasm
Molecular function (GO): protein binding
Source: RefSeq, a predicted model, not a curated record